Zingiber officinale is the source of this 1826-nucleotide messenger RNA. Its product is annotated as glutamate receptor 2.7-like. Lineage: Eukaryota; Viridiplantae; Streptophyta; Magnoliopsida; Zingiberales; Zingiberaceae. The transcript is spliced from 4 exons. Gene Ontology annotation, cellular component: plasma membrane. Gene Ontology annotation, molecular function: ligand-gated monoatomic ion channel activity; signaling receptor activity. The coding region runs from base 802 to 1449 and encodes 215 amino acids. The record is from RefSeq and is a predicted model, not a curated record.
UCAUUACCUUUCUGCACCAAAUGAGGCCCAUGACAGUGAAAUUCUUGAGUGUUUCUUUUGAUUUCUUGAUCGUUUCUUCCAUCUUAUUAGCUUUUUCUGCGAAGGCAGUUAAAAUCGGUGUGAUGGUUAACCCUUACCUGCCUACUCGAAGAGAGCAAGAAGCAGCCAUCAGGAUUGCAGCACGACACUUCAAUUCUUCUUCGCCACUCGUUCUACGAUUCAACGAAACCAAUGAUGAUCCCGUUGAAACGUCAACAACUGCUAAAGAUAUGGUUGACUGGGGAGCAGAAGUAAUCAUUGGCAUAGGAACAACCCACAGUUCCAUGGAAAUUGGCGCCAACAACUUGGAGCUGCACUUUGGCUCACUUUUUCUCCCCUCUUUUAUGCCCAUGGUGAGCUACUCAAAAAUGUUAUAACUAGCCAAACUUAUAUAGUUCUAGUGUAGUUAAUGUAACACAUGCAAUUCCGUCUAUAUUUAGUUUGUAUGAUUAUUUAACAUUGUCUCUCUAUUCUCUUCACAUAGGAAGGGUCUAUAGUUUCUAUACGAAAACAGUUAUUAUUGUUUGGCUCAUAGUGGUGCUAAUCUUGACCACUAGUUUCACAGCCAAUCUCAGCUCCAUUUUGACCAUUGAGAAAAUUGAACCAGUGCCAGCAGGGAGUAAAAUUGGCUAUGAUGGGGAUUACUUUGUCUUUAAGUACUUGCAGAAUGUGUUGAAUUAUAAGGCUCAAAAUAUUAUAAGAAUUAAAAAAUCGGAAGCCUACGAUGAUGCUUUUAGGAGUGGAAACAUCUCAGCAGCUUACAUGGAGACACCAUAUCUUAGGGUUUUCCUCUAUAAUUAUAAUAAGUACACUGUCAUUGGUGAGACGCACGUGCUUGGGGGAUUUGGAUUUGUUUUCCCCAAAGAUUCUCCUCUAGCGGAUGAUUUCUCGGAAGUCAUAUUGAAACUAACAGAGGAUGGAACAUUCAAGAAACUUGAAAAAGAUGAAUUCUCCUUCACCUUAUCCAACACUCCUAGCCCAGACAAUGAGAGGAGAAAGGAUAGCCUAAGCACAGAGUCCUUUUGGGCACUCUUUGUCUUCACUGGUUCCAUCUCGACGAUAAUGUUAAUACUUUUCAAAGGCCACCUAAUUCUUCAAAAUGGGAGAAGACUAUCAAAUGUAUUGUUUGGGCCCAUGAGACAAAGUUUUAACAUGGUUUGGACAAUGACCAAGAAACGAAGGAAAGAAGAAGAAAAGGUGUUCCCAGUAUCCUCUCAAGAAGGGACGAUCCAUGGACAAAAUGAGAUCACAAUAGAUAUUAAUCUCCCAUCAAACCAGUUAGCACCGGAUAUCCAACUUACGCCGACUAAUCAUGGAGGUGACCAGUCUGACCCCACGGAAAUUUUCCACUGGCCACUAGGAAAAUCAGAAAGCGCUCACAACAAGUGGCUAUCAGCUCAAUGUUCUUAGGUCAACUGCUUAUUAAGAAAAAAUCAUUCACUAAUUCGUCGAGACUAGGAGUACUCAAUCCUUAGAUGCCCGGAACUGAGAAGGUGUCAAGUCACUGCACCAUUGCCCCAGGGGAUAUAGCUUAUAAAGCUCCAUUUAUCUAAUGUAUGAUAUUAUUGAAGGUAACACAUGAUAUCACGGCAUAAUUAGGGAUACAACUCAUAUAUUUAUGUAGACAAAUCCUUGAUCAUAUCAUGACAUAAUUUGUGAAGUAGUUCAUAUUCAUGUGGAUAUAUGUCUAAUUUGUGUUAGCAUAUUGUAAUUUCCGUAUCUCAAACUUGAAGUCAACUGUCCUUUUGCAUAAGCUGAGUUCACCAAGCAAAAUAAUAUUUCCAUUG